UGCGCAUUUGUUUCAUUUCUGACGAACUGCAUAUUUUUGGUAGAUGUUUUGCAUUUUAUUUUAUUUUAUUUUUGUUGGGCUAGGUAUCUGUGUAAGAAUCUUGGGGCUAGCCUUGCAAUCAUGGGUUUGCUUUGCUGUAUUAAAAGGGAGCUGAGAAACAGCAUCUGGCUGGCCUGUAUUAUCCUGCUUCCCACCAUCUUUGUGGUGUGGCUGCUCAGAAAGGUCCUGCGUGCACGUCGUCCGCCGCUCGAGGCGGGGGCCAAACACGUUGCUUUCUUCCAUCCAUACUGUGACGACGGCGGCGGUGGCGAGCGCGUGCUCUGGACGGCCAUUGCCGCACUCGCGGAGAGGUACCCUGGCUACCAGAUCUCCGUAUACACCGGCGACACUGCGGCCGACGCCGAGAUAUUCGCCCGGGUGCAGCAGCGGUUCGGCCUGCGCGUGCCGGACGGCGUGCGCCUGGUGCGUCUGAGGAGCCGCUGGCUGCUCGAUCCGUCCUACUACCCGCUGCUGACGCUGCUCGGCCAGGCGGUCGGAUCGGUGCUGGUGGCUCUGGAGGCGGUGCUCCGGCUGCUGCCUGAUGUGUACAUCGACUCGAUGGGUUACGGGUUCACGCUGCCCGUGUUCCGCCUGCUGGGCGGCUGUCGGGUCGGCUGCUACGUCCACUACCCGACCAUAUCCUCCGACAUGCUGGAGGCGGUCUCUGUAGGUCGCGCUGCCUUCAACAACCGAGCACAGUUCGCCAGCGUGGAUGCCCUGCGCUGGAUGAAGCUGGCCUACUACCGGCUGUUCGCUCAGCUGUACGGUCUCGUCGGCCGCGCUGCGCACGUCGUCAUGGUGAACAGCUCGUGGACUCGUGCGCACGUGGUGGCUAUCUGGGGCGGUGAGGGCCGUGUGAGCACAGUGUUCCCGCCGUGUGAUCUGGAGCGACUGCAGCGACUGCCGGCGGAGGGGCCGAACGGCCGACGGCGACCAUGUGUCCUGUCGGUGGGGCAGUUCCGACCGGAGAAGAAUCACUCACUGCAGCUGGAGAGUUUCAGCCGCCUGCUGCGGGACCACCCGGAGGAGACCGCCGACCUCCGACUGGUGCUGGUCGGAGGGUGUCGCGGCGCCGCCGAUCAGACCCGUGUCAACGCGCUGAAGGCACUGGCUAACGCGCUAGGGAUCUCUGAGAGAUUUGAGCUGAGAGUGAAUGUCGGGUAUGAUGAACUACUGGAGCUGUUCUCGGAGGCGCUCGUCGGACUACACACGAUGAGGGACGAGCACUUUGGCAUCGGUGUGGUUGAGAUGAUGGCGGCCGGCGUGGUGGUGGUGGCUCACUGUUCGGGGGGCCCUCUGACGGACAUUGUCGACACGACUGAGGAGAGUCGCACCGGGUACCUGGCCUCCUCUGCCCGCCAGUAUGCCGAGUGUAUGCUGGCGGUAUUGCGGGCUGAUACGGGAUACCUGGCAGAUCUCAGGGCGAGAGCGAGGAAAUCUUGUGACCGGUUCGGAGAGAAGCCGUUCUCGGACGACUUCCUGAGGGCGUGUCGGCCGCUUCUCUGAGCCGAGAGUCAGCCUUAUGAAAGACACACCAAUGCGCCAGUCGUGCAGACGAACGUUAGAUCGGCGGGUAUGAACGCUUCGCCGGUGCCUGCUGGAAGGAGAGACGUAGGUAGACGUAGUGUAGCUGUAGUAGCCAGUUCAUCGCUGCGGCUUACUGCGAACUUCUUCCGACUCUCCGACGCUCUCUGACUUGACUCUGCCGGUUUGAAGUGCCUGCUGAGAACAGACCAGACACCUGCUCGCCCUUCCAUCGCCAUCGCAGCUUUGCUAAGUCGACUCCAGUUCUGACAUUGCUGCAGUCAUCACCGUCGCUUUGGCUUGCACUGGUCUUAUCCAGACUUGGCUUAUGUCUGGAUGUGUUGUGAAUUGUGAUUCCACAUGACAUGUGUGCGUGGUGCGUUUUACAAUGGCUCAAUAGUGUGUUGCACUUGAGAAAUCUCCUCCGACCAAAUGUUUGGUAUCCAGAGUUGUGUGCUUUGAGUGAUGUAAGCAAACACAUUUUGAGUAUUGGGCUCAGAGAGCUUUAUCCUUGUUACGCUACAGAGGGAACUAUGGUUUUGCUUGUUCAGUUGGAUUUAUAGGUCACUGUUGAUACACAAACAGCACUGUGAUAUCGUUUGGGUGGGUUAACGUGCACGAAUGGCUAUAACUAAUAGGCACUCGUACUAAAUUAUAACCAAAUAAAUGACUACAUAGUUCGGGCAUUUACGGGACACUGUUUCUUGGAUGGGCGCCGGGCACUUUGUGUGUGGGUCAGUGUGUUCUUUCAGGUUUUUAGAGAAACUCAAAAUACAUUUAUAUCCAUGUAA
Amphibalanus amphitrite is the source of this 2354-nucleotide messenger RNA. It is a transcript of the gene Alg11, whose product is annotated as GDP-Man:Man(3)GlcNAc(2)-PP-Dol alpha-1,2-mannosyltransferase-like. Gene Ontology annotation, cellular component: endoplasmic reticulum membrane. The record is from RefSeq and is a predicted model, not a curated record. Bases 121 to 1545 code for a protein of 474 amino acids. Gene Ontology annotation, molecular function: GDP-Man:Man(3)GlcNAc(2)-PP-Dol alpha-1,2-mannosyltransferase activity. The transcript is spliced from 8 exons. NCBI's taxonomy places the organism in Eukaryota, Metazoa, Arthropoda, Thecostraca, Balanomorpha, Balanidae. Gene Ontology annotation, biological process: protein N-linked glycosylation.